ACGCACAAAACCGAUUGAUGUAGUUGCCAGCGCAAACGGGUCGCCCAAGAUGUUGCCCAUCUGGAAGCCUCGUCGUCGGUAGAUAUUUGAGUGCUCCAUUUUGAGUAUUGACGGCGAGUUGACCGAGUAGGGGGGCAUAAGAGAGUUGGCCAGCUUGUCGGUUUGGGGACGAGUGGCCGAUGCGACAGUCCACGCCGUGGUUGUGUGCGUCUAAGGGAAGGAGUGUCGUCGAGAAGCCAGUUCGAGUGUCGAUCAGACGGAAGAUGAAAAGCGACGUGAUUGUGUCGGAAGUCCACGUAGUUGUUGUCCGGCACAGCCGAAGGGAUAACGAGCGAAGGGGAAAAAAAAUAAACAAAAAAAGAAAGAAAGGCGAUCGGGGCGCAGCAGGCUCUUCUCUGGUGAGUCUCGCUGAGGCCGUCGAGAGAGGAUCGAAAGAGAGUAGGAAAAGAGAGAGGAAAAGGAAGAAAUCAGCCGGAUAUCAGGCGAGUAGGCGACAGAUGGAGAAAUGGAUUGGAAGAUGCGGCCGCGGCGUUGCUGGUGGAGUUGGUGCGACGGGGUGGGCAGAAAAAUACAGGACGGCUGGUGGAGGGAUCGCAGGCGUCAGUGCAGAUCGCCGGCAGGACAAGUCUCGGGCGAGGAUGCAGGGAAGCAAGCGAAGCCGCAGGGCGAGAAGGAGAAAAGAAGAGAAGAGAAGAGAAGAAAAGGGCAAUCAAGAGAAGAGCUGGUGCAGAUGCGAGGUUUGCGACGAUGCAGCGAGCGGAUCUGAGCUGGCGCUGGCUGGCUGUUGACUUGAACACGGCGCAGUCGCGUGGGAACGAGGAGAGGAGAGGAGCAGGGCGAGAUCAAUGCCAGCGGCAGGCGGAGUCGCUGGCGCUGCGGAGGAUUGCAGUACCAGCCGCAGCGCUCGUU
Trichoderma asperellum CBS 433.97 is the source of this 909-nucleotide messenger RNA. Lineage: Eukaryota; Fungi; Ascomycota; Sordariomycetes; Hypocreales; Hypocreaceae. The record is from RefSeq and is a predicted model, not a curated record.